AUGACAGUCCAGACAACCGUCCUGAAGAACGGGAUCACCGUUGCCACGCAACGGUUCGACAAUGUCGAGAGCGUCUCGGUGGGCGCAUGGUUCAAGGCCGGCACCCGCAACGAACAGGACCAUGAGCACGGCAUCGCCCACAUGCUCGAGCACAUGGCCUUCAAGGGCACGGCGACGCGCAGCGCGCGCGACCUGGCCGAAGCCAUCGAAAAUGUCGGCGGCGACAUCAAUGCGGCGACCAGCGUCGAGACAACCUCCUUCUUCGUGCGCGUCUUGCGUCAGGACACGGCGCUGGCGAUCGACGUACUGGCCGACAUCCUGCAGAACUCCCGCUUUGACGCGGACGAACUGGAACGCGAAAAGCAUGUCGUCCUGCAGGAACUGGGCGCGGCGACCGACACGCCCGAUGAUGUCGUCUUCGACAGGUUCACCGAAACCGCCUUCCGUCACCAGCCGGUCGGUCGCUCGAUCCUUGGUACGCGGGACACCAUCGCAUCUUUCACCUCGGACAUGAUCCGUGCCUAUGUCGAUCGCGAAUAUAGCGGCGAACGCAUGGUGAUUGCGGCGACCGGUGCCGUCGACCAUGACGAGAUCGUCCGGAUGGCCGAACAGCGCUUUUCGACCAUGAAGCCCUCGGCCGAGGGCCGCGAGCUUGGCCUGGCGCAUUAUGUGGGCGGCGACUAUCGCGAGCAGCGCGCCCUUCAGGACACGCAGCUUGUGCUCGGUUUCGAGGGGCGCGCCUAUCAUGUGCGCGACUAUUAUUGCAGCCAGGUGUUGGCAAUGCUGCUGGGCGGGGCCAUGUCCUCGCGCCUGUUUCAGGAAGUGCGCGAAAAGCACGGGCUUUGCUAUUCGAUCUAUGCAUUUCAUUGGGGCUUUUCCGACACCGGGAUUUUCGGCGUCCAUGCGGCCACCGAGCCGGGCGACCUGCCCAAGCUCCUCGAACUGAUCAUCGGCGAAUUGUCGCGCGCGGCCUUCGACAUCGAACAGAGCGAACUGGACCGUGCGCGGGCGCAGUUCCGCGCCAGCCUUUUGAUGUCGGGUGAGAGCGCGCCGAGCCGCGCCGGACAGAUCGCGCGGCAGAUCCUGCUGUUCGGCCGUCCGAUCCCCAAUGAGGAACUUCUGCUGCGGCUCGACAACCUCACCGUGGCGCGCCUGCGCGAUCUGGCCGGCCGCAUCUUCGUUGAAUCGGCGCCCACCGUUUCGGCCGUGGGGCCGGUCGAUACGCUGAUGGACAUGGACGACAUUCGCGCAAGGCUGGCCGCGGGCGCGCCGCAACAGGGCACGGCGCAACAUCGGCGCGCGGCGGUCGGCUGA
This is a messenger RNA of Effrenium voratum, 1314 nucleotides long. Lineage: Eukaryota; Dinophyceae; Suessiales; Symbiodiniaceae. The record is from the annotation of a GenBank genome assembly.